Molecule: messenger RNA, 2175 nt
Organism: Clavispora lusitaniae ATCC 42720
Lineage: Eukaryota; Fungi; Ascomycota; Pichiomycetes; Serinales; Metschnikowiaceae
Gene: HOS3
Product: histone deacetylase
Cellular component (GO): nucleus
Molecular function (GO): histone deacetylase activity
Source: RefSeq, a predicted model, not a curated record
AUGUCAAAGUACACGCAGCGAGAUCAAGCGCAUGACAGCGAUGAGGAUUCGUUGAUCUCUCAAUUCGAAACAACCUUGACGAUCCGAUCUUCAAAUGACGUUCCUGGCGACGAAGAUUUGUCCAUCGAUCAUACAACCGUGAUCCACGGCACAACGCUCUCGAAUUUGACGCGUGACGAAUCAAUUGUGGACAUUGAGGAACUUGAAGAAGAAGAACAGUUGCUGGAGCAAAUUCCCAAUUUCAAGGUGAAACGGGAGUCCAGGUUGCGUACAGACAAGGCACUAAGGUUCAAAAAGGAAUCCGAUUCAGCAAGCUCAAGUAGAGCGCAGUCUCCGCAAAUAGACCCCAGCUUGGAUCAAGUCUUGAAGCCUUCACCGUUGGUGGAUGUUGAUCUAGAUCGCUACCAUAGGACUUUCGAAGAGUUCAUCAACGCCAACAUUCAAAUAAAACAGGAGAGCCCCCGUUUCAGAAAAGAGACGGACAAAACUCUUGUUUUGUUGUCGCCGUACUCUGCAGAACACGCAUUUGGCCGUAAGUGGGUUACGAAGUCCUACCUAUCAACUAUUUUUGAGCGACCACAGCGCUUGCUUGCAUCUUGCAUUGGCAUAUCAGCAGCAUUGACUAUGUUUCCUUAUUUUUAUUCGAUAAAGAACUCUACGAAGAAAGGAUCUUUGUUUUCAAGUCAUGUUCGGAAAGUUCAUGGAGAAACAUGGCCCAAAAAGUUGUUUGAGCUAUGUUUAAAAUCCCAUCAGAAGCUCCAAAGCGACGAACUUGAAGUUCCCGAAGAUUGGAAUGUGGGAGAUAUCUACCUUACUCCAAAGACAAUUACAGCCCUAGAAGGAGUUGUUGGAACCAUUGAAACAGCGGUCGACUCAUUGUAUGGUUCGGAUAAUGAAGACGAAAAUUAUAACCUUACUUUUGUCACCAUCAGACCUCCAGGACAUCAUUCGCAUGCGUGCUUACCUAGCGGCUUUUGCUUACUAAAUAACGCGCAAAUCGGCAUAGAGUAUGCCUUUGACAAAUACGGAAUAUCACAUUGUGCUAUCUUGGAUAUUGACCUUCAUCAUGGAGAUGGCUCUCAAGAUAUUUGUUGGGAAAGAGCUGGUUUUACGGGUGAUUAUGGCAAGGCAGACGAAGAGUAUGAAGAUUAUGAAGAGAAUCCUAGGAAUGAAUACGGUAAAAAGUUCUCCACAUACCCCAAAGUGGGCUACUUCUCAUUGCAUGACAUCAAGUCCUAUCCUACCGAGUCUGGCUUUGCGACCAAAGAGAAUAUUAAGAAUGCUUCUCUCUGCGUAAUGGACCAUGAUUUGAACUUGUGGAACGUUCAUUUACAAGAGUGGUCAACAGAAGAAGAAUUUUACAAGCAUUAUCAAACGAAAUACGUUGCCAUUUUGAACCGUGCAAACCAGUUUCUUAACCUGGCAAAAAAGCAAUAUGAACUGAAUUAUGCAACAUACAUUUCUGAGCUUUCCAAAUAUAAUAAGUUUAUGGCGAAACCACACUUAUACAAACAGGCUAUAAAAAAACCGUCACCGCCGGUUCCAUUCAAACCUUUAAUCGUCAUUUCGGCUGGGUUCGAUGCUUCCGAAUAUGAAAACCCUCAAAUGCAGAGACACCAUGUCAAUGUACCCACCUCCUUUUAUGCAAAUUUCACCAAGGAUGUGGUGAAGCUUGCCAAAAUCCACACAAAUGGCAAGGUCAUUUCCUUCAUGGAAGGUGGCUAUUCGGAUGGGGCGUUAAUUUCAGGGGUUUUUUCCCACUUGAUUGGUCUUACUAAUAACCAGAAAUAUGACGACAAUGACGUUUCCUUGUGGAACCAAACCUGGGGUAAUGAGUAUGUCGUGAAAGAGUUAUCUAAGGGAUGUAAAAGAUCAUGGGUACCGUACAAGAAUCCUCGAACAGAAGUGACAAUAUGGGCUAAUGAAGCAAUUAAACUUGGGAGAUCCUUAAUGCCCAAUGCUAUUUUACCCACGAAUUAUGUGUAUCAGUACGUUCCUGAAAAGCUGAAUAUCUACGCACAACCGCCAGAAGCCACGAACCGAAUGCUCCGAAACCUCCUAGACGACAAUGGAAGCUCUAAGGAAUUCCCGAAUAGCCCCAUCAACAAAGAUCCAGAGGACGACAGAAGGUUAUUACGGCAUACAAGGUCAUACUAUAGAAAAACUACCAAGUAA